Molecule: messenger RNA, 11795 nt
Organism: Porites evermanni
Lineage: Eukaryota; Metazoa; Cnidaria; Anthozoa; Scleractinia; Poritidae
Source: the annotation of a GenBank genome assembly
AUGGAAUAUCCAAAGAAUCAAUUGACGAUUGAAGGAUCUAAUGUGACCUUUUCGUGUAUUGCAAGUGGUGUUCCUUCGCCCAGGAUCUCAUGGACUAUAAAUGGGACCUCUAUAAAUGUGACUGCUAAUCCGAGAAUCAAUUUAACAGCAGACGGCCAGCAACUGACCGUAACAACUGUGAACAGGACGGACAGCGGAGAAUACAGAUGCGUAGCUAGCAACAAAGUUGGCAACGUGACGUCCAUGGCAGCUAAGUUAACUGUACAAUGUAAGGAUACUAAGAAAUGGUCCAUCUACUUAAACGCAACACAUUUAAAACAGAACUCACGAUGAAAACAAUUACUCCUUAAGAAACACACACACCUAAAGAACAUAACUACAGCUGUACAGCAUGAUAUUUUACUAGCCCCUAAAUAAUGAUUUGGCUAAAGAGAGUAAGUUUUACUUAUGAUAGAUGCUCCUGAGUUCUUCAAAAAUCCAAAGAGUCAAACGACGAAUGAAGGAUCUAAUGUGACCUUUUCGUGUAUUGCAAGUGGUGUUCCUGAGCCCAGUCUCUCAUGGACCAUAAAUGGAACUGCUAUAAAUCCGACCGCCAAUCCUAGAAUCGGUUCAACAGCAGACGGCCAAAAACUGACCGUAACAAAUGUGAAGAGGACGGACAAUGGAGAAUACAGAUGCGUGGCUAGCAACAACGUUACCACAGUGACAUGCAAUGCUGCUAAGCUAACAGUACAAUGUAAGAAAGGAUGCUAGAAUAUGGUCCGUCUACUCAAACGCAAAACAUUGAUGGAAGUUAGAAUUAAAACAAUAACACAUUGUUAAACAACAAACGCACCUUUAGAACAUAACUAAAGCAUCAAGGUUUACGAGCCAAUGAAUAAUCAUUUGGCUUAAGAGUGUACUUUUUUGCUUCUCACAGUUGCUCCGGAGUUCAUGACAACUCCAAAGAGUCAGACGACAAAUGACGGAUCUAAUGUGACCUUUUCUUGUGUUGCAACUGGUGUUCCUGUGCCCAGUCUCUCAUGGACCAUAAAUGGAAUUGCUAUAAAUCCGACCGCCAAUCCUAGAAUCACUUUAUCAGCAGACAGCAAACAACUGACCGUAACAAAUGUGAACAGGAUCGACAGUGGAGAAUACAGAUGCGUAGCUAGCAACAAAGUUGACAACGUGACAUCCUUGGUAGCUACGUUAACAGUACACUGUAAGUAAAAUAGUAGGAACUUUUUUUCAUAUUAGUUUAAUAUUUAUAUAUAACCGGUUUAAGAUUACUUUCUAAAAUUUCUUUGCAACUACAUUUAAUAUGAUAAAAGGGAAAAUUCAGAAAGGAUGAUCAGUUUCCCGGUCGUAUGGAGCUCCUUUAAUCUUUGUGAAAAACGUUACAGUUUUGUGAAACAAUCCUGGUUCCUUAGGCAGCUGCUCAGCUGUAAGUCAUAUUUCAGUAAACAUUUUACAACGCUGAUAUUUUCAUUUCAUGAACCACNUACAGAUGCGUAGCUAGCAACAAAGUUGACAACGUGACAUCCUUGGUAGCUACGUUAACAGUACACUGUAAGUAAAAUAGUAGGAACUUUUUUUCAUAUUAGUUUAAUAUUUAUAUAUAACCGGUUUAAGAUUACUUUCUAAAAUUUCUUUGCAACUACAUUUAAUAUGAUAAAAGGGAAAAUUCAGAAAGGAUGAUCAGUUUCCCGGUCGUAUGGAGCUCCUUUAAUCUUUGUGAAAAACGUUACAGUUUUGUGAAACAAUCCUGGUUCCUUAGGCAGCUGCUCAGCUGUAAGUCAUAUUUCAGUAAACAUUUUACAACGCUGAUAUUUUCAUUUCAUGAACCACGAUCCACAGAUAAGUGCUGUAUUCUAAGGAUUUGCUAGAACCACACUUACGUGUGCGUGACUUGAUGUUUAGUCAAUGUUUACCCGCUUACGUCAUGCACACCAUCUAAAAACGAUUUUCGGCCUGUCAUCAGAUUACAAUUCAUUGAACGGAAGGUCGAGACGAACGAACAUAGCGCUCGCGUGAAAUUUUACUAAUUUUAUAUCAAGAAAGUGACGAUGAGACACUGUUAAACAAGAAAGACUGGUGUCGAUAGCACUGUAUACACCCUGUGAAUUAUGUCGUCUGUGCAGCACCUCCUUGUCUUCUGUUUUGUUUGUAUAUUCAGCGUCUCGUGUCAGGGUAAGUGUUUCGCAAAUAGUACUUAUUGUAGUUAAAGCAAUCUUAUUAUUUUCGUUGUUUUAAAAUCGAUCGUUCAAAUAACAACAAAGAAUGGAACACCAAUGAUACAAUGAGAAAAUUGUCCUUUCAAACAAUCAGAUAUCCCUGGCUGUGAAACUACUACAUGCGGUCUUCGAGGAAGGAACUUGUGGCUCACAGUCUUCGACUACACCUUAGAUUAGCCAUCACGGAAACUAUUAGCGAUUUGUCAUUCGCAUUUUUUACGGAUCUCGUAAUCAAAGUAAAAACGUUUGAAAUUCUUUGCCAUAGUAAUCAAUGUCGUUGUCUAAAACAGCGGAGCAAAAUUCAUUGCCAAACCUUACUAGUAACGAGUAAAUAGAUACCUUUGACCUUCUGUUUUGAUAAGGUCUCAUUUGAUCAAGCAUGAAUUUUUCCAAACAACAAAGAUCGUGAAAAUCGUAUAUAGCAGGCAAGGGAGAAUGAGUCUUCCCUAAUACUAAAGAGUGGUUUCACCCCGCACUGCAUGCCACCAACACACAGUGGGCACAACGCUUUUACUUCGUACAAGGUCGCUUUCGAUACCUGCGAUAGCCCCAUAUUAAAUACUGACCCUUCCAUGCCAUGGUUCUUUCUACUUUUAUAACCUCUUACGAACAACCUUGCUAGUCCCACAGAUAUCAAAAGCCUUACAACUUCUUUCGGUGAUAAUAGGAAAUCCGCUGUCAUACUGACACUUGGCUGCAUCUCUUUGUCACCCUUCAUUUUUUGUCUCCUGAAGGAAGGAGUUCUGCAUGUGAUGUUAGUAAACAGAGUGGAAUACACUUUCGAAUGAUAAUUCGAACGACCAGUUUCGAAGCAAGUACACUUUCUUUCCUAAUUUAGUUGCAAAAGUUUAAAAAGCUGCCGAGUCAGGAUUGUUCUUCUUGUUAACAUGUCUUGAUUCUCUACAAAUCAUUUUGGACUUUCGCAAAGUCAAAUGCAAGUUUUUGACUAAAAUAAUAGUUGUAUUUCUAAUGAUGCAGUUUUGCACAAGUCUCGCGUCGUUUUUUGAGGUGCUGUGCCAUCAAAGCAUUUUUUGUACCGGCAUCUAUGUGUUAACUGCUACGGAGAAUCCACUCCCGGACUCUUACACCAAGUCCAAGGUUCAUAUUAUUCAAAAUGCAUGAAAAUUCAGCCUACUUCAGACUGCUAGUCUUUCAGUCUAUAAAGUUAGAAGAGGCACUAGUCCACGGGUAAGGUUCGUUUAGCUCACCCGAUCUGAUGGAGAGCUGGCUCGUUGGCUAGAAAGUCCAUGAAAAAUAAUCCUGGAGUGAUGGCAAGCAAAUUAUUGCAAAUUAUAUAAUUAUGUUGUUGUUAACCAAGAGCUUGAUUCAAAAGUCUGUGAAAUUAAUCAUUUUUACAUUUUAAAAUCGGGACAAAUAUGUUCGGGUCAUGAAAUGGUAUUUUCUUUUAGAAUUUUUUUUUUCGCCAGCGUUACAUUUCAUAUAGCCUGUGAACAGCAGACGCAUUUCCGGUCGUCGCUUCUCUCCCUCCGAAAAAUAGCUAUUUUUUUUGGAGGGAGAGAAGCGACGACCGGAAAUGCGUCUGCUGUUCGCAGGCUACAUUUCAUAGCGAGUGACCGACUAAAUAUGAGCCAUUUAAUAUAUUAUUUUCAAUUCACUGUUGAAAAUGUAAUAAAGUAAUCUCCUUGAGUGCCGUGACGCAGUCCCUUUCGACAUAUUUUGGCUCCUUCAGAAAGAUUUUCCCAUUUUUGGUGAAGGAUUCAUGUCGGGGUUUUAUUGAGAAAGGAACUCAUUUUUUGUGGAUAUCGCCAACUGUUCAACAUUCGAACAAAAAAGGGAAUUCUUACUCCACUUCCUUGUUUGUCGACAACGACUUAACCUACCCGAAAGUAUCGAUAACACGUCAUGGCUUGGGCUUUAUUUGUCACGCCUGCUUCCGUUUUUUUUUUGAAGGGAUGGGGAGGGGGGGGGGUAGGGGGGGUGGAGCGGAAGGUGAUCAUUCGUCGUGAUUAUCGAGGCGAAUUACUCGAGGACGUUUUUUUGAGGAAAGAGCGCUUUUGUAAGUAUCAUGUUAUCGAGAACGUUUGCAAUAAAGAAAAAAGACAAGACUAAAGUACGUAAGCCAUACUUCACAUGAGCCGAACAUGUAAAAUGUAGGGCCAUCCUUUUCGCUGGCAAUGCAAGACAAAUACAAUUGUCAUCCUAAAUGUUUUAUUAAAAUUCUAUUCAUAUUUUGAUUAACAAAUAAUUUUGCCACGCGUGAAGCUACCCUUUUUUCUUAGUAGAGGACUUACUCGUUGUGCCAUGUAAAUGCAAAUGACCGGAGCUCCUGUCAAUUAGAGUUGUGUUGGAGGAUUAACUAAAACAGGAUGUGUUGGUACUAAAGUUUACAAAAAAAUAAAUUAUGUCUUUUAUAUUUUACUAUUUUUAUUUUGAAAACUGAAAGGUAUUGUGCAUUCAAAUAGCUUCCUCACGAAGCGUUUAACAAGAUAAACAAAUUGAAAUAAAGAUCGAUGUCAAUGUAUUAUUCUCAAAAUUCCCUUUUAGUUUGUCUAUUAUGGUUUAUCUUACAGCGUAGAAGGAUUUAAUAACAGUUUAUAAGCAUUAUAAAAACUGCAGUUUGCAUGACUCUUUCUUCUAUGAUCUGUUUCAACGCUCUUAACUCCUUGCUUUUAAACUCAAGCUUCUCUUUUGAGCUUGCGCAAACUACAUACUACAUGGUAAAUCUCAGGGGCACCCAACGAAAAUAUAGUCUAAAACCACUUUAACAUUGCAUUGUUAAACGUAUUUUAGUAUUUAAACCGUAGAUAUAGGCAUAUUUUUAUCCCCUAAAAAUUUUUCAUCUGUUCGGAUUUCCUAGCUGAAAGUUUAGUGACCCGAAAAUUAUAGGGAUCAAAACUUACCUUUUCGAAAAUUUCAGCCAGAAAAAAGGCUUCCGAAAAUUCUAGAUGACCUUUUUAGGGUAAAAAUCCGUUAAAAAUAGGCAAAUAUACCAUUUUUUGGAUGCUCGAAAAUCCUAGGAGAAGCAGGCAAGCAAGAAAUCUUACAACAGAUGUUUCGAAAAUUCUAGAUCUCAAAUCGUCUUCCGAACAGAUAUUCUUCCGAAAAUUGUCGUUGGGUGCCCCUGAAAUCUAUCAUCAGUGUUAAAAUCCAUCGAAAACCCGGUCAGUGUGUCCUCUGUUCUCUGCUGUUUAAACUUAUUUGAUAGUUUGUACUACGGAUGAAGAACUGACAAAUGACGUUUUCUGUUGGUAUAAUUUUCUUUAGUUUAUGCUUGACCGUUCUUUUGUACCCUUUUAUCAUUGGUUGCCAAAAAUGUCCGAAUUUGAAUUGCAUGAAUUUCAUGCACUGUUUCAAAUUAAUCACUUUUUGUUUCCGUUCUUCAAUCACGAUAAUUUGUCGAAAACCUUUUAGCAUUUGAGAGACGAAAUCUGUCCUUUAGCAUGAAAAGAUGGUCUUUAAGCGUUUGCUGCUUUUACUAACCGCUUUACCGUUUAUAAAGGCUUCAGGUAAGCUGCAUUUUGUAAGUGCUUUGUUGUAUGUUUUGAGAUUGACAGCCGGAGGGAGUCAAACCCAGUACAUGCCAGUUUCUAAAUUUACGAUUUCUUUCACGAUAACGAUAUUUUUCCUGUUUAAAUGAAUCAAUCACAAAAUUAUCAGCUGAAUUAUAGGGUAAAGUUAUUUGAUUUGCUUCGAGCGCUGCAAAGAUUAACAGUUUUUUUAAAAAACUUCCGGGGUCCAUAGGAAUGUUUCGUCUAUGAGAGAACCCGUAUGCUGCAUUUUUUCCUACGCAGUUACGUAGUUAUGUAGGUCUGCAAUUUCGGACAAAUUUCAGCAUUAUUUGCAAUCAUCGAACAAUACUAGCGUUCAUUUAAAUCCUCUCAAAGCGCUUCUUGCCACUAAUGUUAGUGUCAGUUGGGUACUGGUCGCACGUCAUGGGCCAAAUAUGACCGCACUACAUCAGCUGUUUUAUUUACCAUAAAAGUAGAUUUAAAGGCGUCAACAAUGAAUAUUUACUCAGUGGAGAGAUUGUCCUUUAAAUAACUUUGCUCACCGUUUCCGGUUGAGCUUCAAGCUUUUGAAAACUCUCAGAAUUAAGGGCAUGGGGUAAAACUGUUAACUUUUGGUUUGUCCAUUUGAGUUUCAAAUUGAUUUCUUACGCGCAAAUGAAAUUUAAACAGGCUACGUCUUAGACCUGUUAGAGCAGGACCAAAGAUUGCUCACAUCUUUACAGGCACUUAGAGCAAAACCUUGAGUAAGUUUCUUCAGUUUUGGGCCUCAUAUUAUCCAAUUGACCAUGAGACCGUUUUUCAACUGUGAACUUCUACAUAUUGUACGUAAAACCAAAAAAACACCGAUAAAUUCUCUUCAUACUUUACUCAUUAGCCAGUGAGGUCAUAAAGUCAAGCUUGGGUAGCUGCGUGAAAUACAUUUUAAAAAUCAACACGUAUUCUUAACUUGUUAAACAGUGGCUACUUUAUUUAUCGCUUAGUUUUAUUACUAUCUAUUAUUUGUUUCGCAUUUUUGGGGUUUCAGAUUUUCUGUCAAGAAGAAUUCGAUCUGAUCCUUGUAAAAAAGACACCGAAGAAGGAAUGCAUACCGAUUCCUUUAUACUAUAAUCAGCUGAUUUUAUUCAAUAUCGCUUUUUAAAAAGUAGCUAGCUUUCUAACGCCAGUCUUUUUACCAGCGUUACCCUUUUCUAUGUUACAAGGGCCACAUAAUCUAUUUUUUGGAUUUAGGAAAAUUACUUCGCAAUCUCAGAGGUGCCGUGUCUUAAUUUUGUAGAAGGGCUUGCUUAAUUUUGCUUUUAUAAUGCUAUUGUAUGGAUUACGUUUUAAUGAACGAAUGGAGCCGUAAUCCUGAGCUGUUACGUUGUCAAUCCAUUUUGUGAUGCGUGUGGAAUGUCAUUGUGGCUUAUCGGUAAAAACGCUGUAUGUAUAUUACAAAAGUCUCAGUAUUGACAUAUUGAUCACCGAUAUCAUAUAUGUAAAUUUUCGAUUGCUUAUUUCCUCCAAGAAACGCCUAGACACCAGGCACUCAUUCAAAGGAGGCGCUUUAUCGAGUUGGCCGCUACAAGGUAACUUCCAACAAAGAAAAAAAAAGUUUACGUCUAUCGUCUGAACAAUGCACAGCUUUUAGUACUCCACAAAAACAUAGGUACAGUGACAGCCAUAGGCUAAACUGUUUCCCUUCAUUGAUUCCAUUUUAGUCACAAACAAUAUAAUUAUAAAGUGAGAACAAAACAUCAUUUUUUCUUAGUGAUAACCUUACUAUUUUUGGAAGUGAGGGGGGAUGGGGAGGGGGGACGCUUACUCGGGUUGGGUUGCCUGUUUCAGCUGGUUUGAUCGAGGGUGGCCCCUCAUUCAGGGGAGGGCGCUUAUUGGAUUGUGGACUCUUGUUUGAGUGAAUAUACUAGCUAAAGAAAAUAGAUUUUGUGUGCACUAGAAGGUCGUUUGGAUGGCUUGUUUGUAAAACUGUUGCAACAAUAUCGAAUAUGCAUAGCCCUGGGAAAGAUUUGUAGUGGUUAGCUCUAUAAUGCAAUUUUCCCUCUCCUUCCCAGUGCUUUUUUUGUUUGUGAUCAGUAUAUGAUCAAGCACUGCUACUGCGAUAGAAUAACUGAGAUUUGAUGAUGAUAACUAUCGUAGGACUAAAUUGAUUUACGUAAUAGUUGCACUUGAGACACCGGCCCAUAUCGUGGCCGAGGCAGAAAAAUCGAGGAAUAUUUUUCGUCACGUUCCCGUAAGGUAUUCACGUACGUUUGAGCUACCGGUUACGGUGUUCUAGUAUCCACAUUCUUGGCGGUGACCGAGUAUCAUUUCGUAACACUUCCCUUGCCGCCUACAAGAAAAUUGUUCCAUUCUUUCCUUUAGCUAUACGUCUAUUAAAAUUUCUAGCUAGCUACAAGCCCAACACUUCUGUGUUUUAUGAAGGAAACAAAGUAUUAGCACUGCGGGUCUCACAAUGAGUGUUAAAAGACUACUGUUGUUGUUAAUUGCUGUUCCCUAUUCUCAAGAAGGUUAGUGGAGCUCAGCUAACUCUGAGUAUAAUAUGCCGAAGUGAUGAAUUGUUCUGAUAAGUGUGUUGCGUUUUUGUCAAGGCUUGUUGAAUUCCAGUUUAAAAAUUCAAGUUUUAGUUAAAAGCACUUUUGAUCUAAGAGUACUCUGGUAGAACUUCGGAACUUUUCAUGUACCACUGUAGAAAGAAGCAAUUCUGUAGUCACCCACUGCCCAUGCACUGAUUUUAUUUUUUCCAUUUGUGUGAUCUUACAGUCAUUUAAUUGUUCACAACUGCAGUUGGUAAAAGGCAAAUCCGCUUGUUAUGCAGACCGCUUCUGGCGGCCUUGUUCGUUUACCAUUAAUAUAUCAAACUAAAUAUUGUGCUAGGGUCUGAGCCGUAUCACGCUUCAUACAUGGUAUAAUUAGCAAUUAUUGAAUGAGGCUGAGUAGGAUAUGAAGAAUUCUGCAGAUCGAGGAGAGUGUUAUCCACCGAGGCCGAUAACACCCUCCGAGAUCUGUAGAAUUCUUCGUAUCCUACGAAAGCCGAAUUCAAUCAUUUUUUUAUCAUUCAUUCACAAUAAUAACAAUUUUAAAAACAAGCUAAAACGUGCUUACCUUGGUCGAUGUUAAGUUCAUAUUGAUAGCCAUCUUUAUCGGCAAGGUUAGGAGAUGAAGGUCUGUUCAGGUCUGCAAAUAUACUCUGAAUAGCAGAUGUCGUCCGUCAAGGUGUCUUCUUGCUGUUUUUGCUAUGAUUUUAGACAGUACUUCGCCGAGAACCGAGUCAAAUGUUUCGCCGACUUUUCAGCCAUUUUGGUCCACUACCAAAACAACUUAACCUCCUGCCCAGGUUUUCUCGGUCAACGGUUCAAUAAUCUGCAACUUUGGCUGCACUUUUGACGUCAUCGGUUCAAUAUGACAAAAAUCUUUCCAAAUUUGGUUAACAGUAGCUCUUUAUGGUGAAUUAUGCGUGUGCUUUUCGCCAAUCUGAAACGGAGAAAUAUUUUGAAUGAAUAAUAAUGGUGUAAAUUAAAUGACAGGGGUGGAAAAUUGAUUAGCUCUAGUCUAUUUACCAACUUUUUCGGGAACAGUUCAUAAGCUAUAGCUCAAUAGCUCAUUUUAUACACUCGAGAAAUUUAAGUCUUCCAAAUGCAGCUUAAAUUCCUUUAGCGCUAGCAAUCAUAAGGCGCUACCACAGAUUGAAACGAUUGAUGAUUGAAAGGUUAUAACACUUUUUAAAGUGGAAACGGAACGAGUGGAUGAGUGUCUUCUAGUACGAAAAAAGAUCGUGUUUCUUCAGGCUUUUGCAAGAUAAAUAUUAUUCACUAAGCUGAAUAGUUUUAUUUUGUUUGUAGAUAGUUUUCACAUUAAACGACUUUAGUUUGGAGUUAUAUGUGCUGCCUCCAUGUAACAACCUCUUUUAUGUAUUGAAAUAGUAUAUAUAUGUAAGGCCCUCUAGCUAGAUUAACUUUCUAGCUAUUUUCUAGGUGGCUUUAUACCUUUAAUACCUAAGAAGUAUUGUAUUUUGCUCUCUUUUUUUCUGUGUGUGGGGGUAAACUAUUGAGUUCCUGUCUUGUCUUAUGUAGAAGACGCAUCAACUUUAAACAUUGGGCCAGUUAUUUAAACGGACUAGUUUAGCCUGUGUUUGACAAACCCCGUUCUAAGCCAUUUUCAGUUUGGCGAACGGUUUUGUGUCAACUCCAGCUAUCAUGAAAAUUUUCAUGAAAGCAUAAAGCGUUGACUAGAAAAGCAUUUGUCUUCUUAAAAUAGCCCAAUAAAAAAGAGAUCUGGAGGUUCAAAGAUUUCCUAAACCGCGGUCUAAGUUAUUUUCUCAUAUGGCCGAAGCCUAUCCUGGUUUAAGUAGUACAGAGCAAGUAGUGCUAAUUCUACUACUACUCCACCCUGGAUUGGAUGCUACUCCACCGCAUCGUUAUCCCCAGCAUUUAACUGCAGAAAAGAUAAUUAACAAUUAAUGAAUGAGGCCGAGUAUCUUAUGAAGAAUUAUGGAUAUCGAGGAGGGUGUUAUCGGCCGAGGCGGAUAACACCCUCCGAGAUCUCCAUAAUUCUUCAUAUGAUACGAAAGCCGAAUUCAAAAAUUGUUUUAUUAUUCAUUCAAAAUAAUUCCUAGUUUAAAAACAUAGCUAAAACAAGCUUACCUGCAUCGAUGUUAAGUUUAUCUUCGAUAGUUUACGUUUAGGUUUGUCCAGCUCCGCAAAUAUUCUCCAAAUAGCAGAUGUCGCCCUCCGAGCUGUCUUCUUGUUUUUGCUAUGUUUUUAGCCAUUAUUUCAUUAUUUCUCGCCUAGUUCCAGCUGUAGUUUUUACUCUUGAAACGAGUGAAGUGUCCGCCAUUUUAGUUUUUACAACGAAAACAACUCAAUCUCGUCCCUAGGUCUUCUCGGUUAACGGUGCAUUAACCUUUAGAGGGCUGCAUUUUUGACGUCAUUUCCUCGUUAAACACAAAAUUCUUACAAAUUUGGUCAUCAGUAACUGGUUAUGGUGAAUUAUGCGUGUGCUUUUAGCCAGUCAGAAUUGGGGAAAUAUUUUGAAUGAAUAAUAAUCACUGUUAAAUACACAAAUUAUACAGCUGCGAAAAGAAAGCCUGAAAAAUCUCAGGCUUGCCGGGAUUCGAACCGUUGACCUCAUCUGUACGAUUCUGGUGCAGCGCUCUAACCAAUCAUUUUGAGCCAGCAAGCCAACUGGGAGCUGGUCAUUAAACUGGUCGUGAAAUUAAGGUACGGAAAAACGGGCAACAAAAAACGAGCAACUUGUUUCGCUACAUUGCUGCAAAAUGAGUUGAAUAGCGAUGAAAUGUUCCGCGUUUUACCACCCAUGUUCAAACCUGUUAACCACCUGGUUUGUUGUAAGACAGGUUUUAUGGCAGGGUGGUAAAACGCGCAACAUCGUCAUUCAACUCCUUUUGCACGGCAAUGUUGCAAAAAAAGUUGCUCGUUUUUUGUUGCCCGUUUUUCCGUACCCUUAGUGAUGAUCUUCUCUUCAUGUGUUUAUUUCAUCAUCCCGCAAUUCAAAUAUGUGAUAUUCAUACAUUCACAUUUUAUCCCCAGCCUUUUGUGAUGUUUCUGUUAUUCUGUAGCGUCAGAAGGCAACGUAGCCUUCGAGUUUAGGUAUUUGUCGCAGGCUAUCUAAGCACUAAAUUUUGCGAUUGGUCCUGUUUAAUUUUCUCAAUGGUCACCUGACUACCCCCCCACCCCCCCCCCNUAAAAUUUACUCCAAACAACACGUUACUCCACACGUUACUCCUAUAUCUCGUGUUUUUUUUUUUUAAUUUUGUUUUUUGAUUAUAGUUGCGCCUCUGAUUACGACACAACCUCAGAGUGGACCAGUAACUGAAGGUGAUAAUGUGACGUUAUCUUGUAACGCCAGUGGAAUUCCUGUACCGACAAUAAUAUGGACUAGAAAUGGAUCCGUAUUAAAUAACAGUGUUCCCCGAAUAAGUCUUGGAGCAGAAAGUAGAGAGUUGACGAUAACGAAUAUAAGCAGAGCUGAUAGCGGAGAAUACCGAUGUGUAGCAAACAACAGUGAGGGGAAUGUUACUUCUGAUGCUGCUACGCUAGAUGUCAAGUGUAAGUUUAAAUUAUCUGUCUGUUUUUCAAUCAGUACAGGCUGGGUCUGA